Carassius carassius (crucian carp) is the source of this 2922-nucleotide messenger RNA. RefSeq names its product ankyrin repeat domain 13C (gene ankrd13c). The coding region runs from base 188 to 1759 and encodes 523 amino acids. Gene Ontology annotation, molecular function: protein binding. Lineage: Eukaryota; Metazoa; Chordata; Actinopteri; Cypriniformes; Cyprinidae. The record is from RefSeq and is a predicted model, not a curated record. The transcript has 12 exons. Gene Ontology annotation, cellular component: cytoplasm.
CUCGCGAGACUGCGAGCGGAAGAUGGCAGAUGGCUCUUCCUCGUAGGGUGUGUGUGUGUGUGUGUCGUUUGUUUACCGUUCGAUGUGUCGCUCCGGUGUGUGUUUCAUUCCCGUCCGUCUCCGUUGAGUCACCGGACAGUGUUCAUGUUCUGCGGGCGGCUGCUGUCCACCGUUCAUCUGUGUAAAUAUGACGGGAGAGAAGAUCCGCUCGGUGCGCAAGGAGCGCAAGGCGGGUUUGGAUCUGCUGGAACCGGACGAGGAGCCGGCGGCCACCGGGAUCAAAGCCCACCGGAGCAGCAAGAUCCUCAGCGGCGGAAACCACAAGAUCCUCCGCUCCAGCUCGCAGCAGAACCAGAACCAGAACCACGGCGACACUGACGGCGCGUACCCCGUGCAUGAGUGCGUGUUCCGCGGGGACGUGCGGAGGCUGUCCUCGCUCAUCCGGACACAGAACAUCGCGCAGAAAGACGUGCACGGAAACACCCCCCUUCACCUGGCUGUUAUGAUGGGUCAUAAAGAAUGUGCCCAUCUGCUGCUGGCCCAUAAUGCACCAGUGAAGGUGAAGAACGCUCAGGGAUGGAGUCCACUCGCCGAGGCCAUCAGCUACGGAGAGCGACAGAUGAUCACAGCUCUGCUGAGGAAGCUGAAGCAGCAGUCACGAGAGAGUGUGGAGGACAAGAGACCUCGUCUGCUCAAAGCACUGAAAGAGCUGGGUGAUUUCUAUCUGGAGCUGCACUGGGACUUCCAGAGCUGGGUGCCUUUACUCUCACGGAUAUUACCCUCCGACGCCUGCAAGAUCUACAAACAGGGCAUCAACAUCCGUCUGGACACUACACUGAUCGACUUCAGUGAUAUGAAGUGUCAGCGAGGAGACCUGAGCUUCAUCUUCUGUGGAGACGCCGCUCCCUCCGAAUCCUUCGUGGUUCUGGACAACGAGCAGAAGGUUUAUCAGCGGAUUCAUCACGAGGCACGUGCUCCGCCUGCUCGCUCGUCACGCGUGUUCUGCGCCGGCUGGCGUGUGUGUGACGUGUGUGUGUGUGUGUGUGUGUUUCAGGAGUCAGAGAUGGAGACGGAGGAGGAGGUGGACAUCCUGAUGAGCAGCGACAUCUACUCCGCCACGCUCUCCACCAAAUCCAUCACCUUCUCUCGCGCUCAGACCGGCUGGCUCUUCCGAGAGGACAAAACCGAGCGAGUGGGGAAUUUCCUGGCGGAUUUCUACAUGGUGAACGGCCUGGUUCUGGAGUCCAGGAAGAGACGCGAGCACCUGAGCGAGGAGGACAUCCUGAGGAACAAGGCCAUCAUGGAGAGCUUCAGCAAAGGAGGGAGUAUCAUCGAGCAGAGCUUCGAGCCGGUGAGGCGUCAGUCGCUGACCGCUCCGUUUCCGAACACUAUCUCCUGGGAGGAGUACAUCACCGCCGAGACCGGAAAGGCUCCUCAUCUGGGCCGAGAGCUCGUGUGUAAAGAGAGCAAGAAGAACUUCAAAGCAACCGUAGCCAUGAGUCAGGACUUCCCUCUGGGCAUCGAGUCGCUGUUAAAUGUUUUGGAGAUCGUCGCACCCUUCAAGCACUUUAAUAAACUACGAGAAUUUGUUCAGAUGAAGCUUCCGCCUGGAUUUCCUGUCAAACUAGACAUCCCUGUUUUCCCCACCAUCACUGCCACCGUGACCUUUCAGGAGUUCCGUUACGACGAGUUCGACAACUCCAUUUUUACGAUUCCCAACGACUACAAGGAGGAUCCCAGCCGCUUCCCAGACCUCUGAGCCGCUUCACCCCGUCUCCAUCUCCUCCCAUUCCCUUCCGGACAAACCUCCAGACCAAUGCAGAUGGACACGUGUAGGAAAUACUUGACGUCAUAUGAACACAAAGGGAUCGUGCCGAAGCGAGUGUGAAUCUGAAGCGGAGCGCAGCUGCACUACAUGAAGCUCCGGACUGAGCUCCUCACCUGUAAUCGAACACAUGUCUCAGUGUUCGGAGCUCAGGACGGAGCGGUACAUUAGAAACACGGAGCGUCGCUUCACAUCACCUCUGCAGCUGGCAGGAAAUACGGCAUUAGAAAUGAUCACACAAGCCGAGUUUUCAUAUAUAUCUUUGUACAACUCUUGUAUACUUCAUUUAAAGGAAGCGUGUAUAUUUAAGAAAGAAGCGGAAGGCGUCUGUAUAUGAUUUGAAUUGUAUGAAACCCGUCACAGAAUACAAUGUCUAUGUAAUUUCUACACACUUUCUGUAAAUACCACUUCCUCCUUCAGUUUGUUUGCUUGUUGCAUUAUGGGAAAUAGGCUUGUUCACUCUGCCGUUCACUUUAUGUUUGUUCGGAUCAUUUGCUUUUUUCACAUCCUAUUGGAGGUAAAUGUAGCAGAAAUGGACGGGACUUUCACUUUACUUUCACUUUGAUAGAUGGAUGUAAAUACAUUCAAGUUUAAAUAUGUUUUCCAAUGUAGUAUAAUCGACUGAUGUUUAACUGAUGUAUGUAUAACUGACGAGUAUGUUUAUUGAGGUAGUAGUGUAAAGUGUUUUGGAGAUACGGCGGCGAGUGUUUUAUGUGAGUUUGCUGUGUGCCGAGGGAAAAGGAGCUCGCAUCACGUUUGCACCAGCAAUAUCCCGUUGGACAGUUUCCUAUUUUAUGUCUCUUGUGUUUCAUUUCUCCUUCUCCGAAUGGAAACAUGCUUUGACGCUUCCAUCACCCACUACUGGUUAGUGUGGAAACUCAUUUGUUCUGCCGUUUUCCUUUUUUAUUUUUGUUUUGUUACCAGCUUCCUUUUUUCCCCUGUGUUUAAUCUAAUUGUUUUUAGAGCUGCUUUAUGCCUUCAGUAAUUCUUCAGUUUCUCCAGAAUGCAUUGAACUCUCGGAUGUACAGCAGAAACCUUGUAUGAACCUGCUGCACUUUUACACAACAAAUUGUAAUUAAUAAAAUGUCCAUGUAUCA